CCCUCCCCCGGUGCGUAGCGCGGUGCAUGCCGGACUCUGUUGCCGGUGCUCGGGACUCUGGCCGCCCGGGAGAUGCUGCUGGACAAGAAGAAGCACCGAGACCGUGUGUGACUACAGGUUCACUUGAUGUAUUCGAUGGAUUCCAAUCAUAGUUCUCCACUAGUGCCUCACUCAAACAACAGCAAAGCUUUCUACAAAAAGGGACUGGAGCCUGCACAACAAGUUGGGUUAGUGAGAUCACUCCCCGAUGUCUGCCCCAAGGAGCCAACAGGUGAUGCUCACAGUUUGUGUGAUGAACCAUCUGUAGUUGCAGAUCAGCACAAGUGGACCAUCUACCAUUCCAAAGUGAACCUUCCAGCAGCAUUAAAUGACCCUCGUCUUGCAAAAAGAGAGUCUGAUUUCUUCACUAAGACAUGGGGUCAAGACUUUGUGGAGACAGAAGUGUUGCCCUCUCCCUACCUCCCGGCCAUCACCAAGGAAAACUUUUCUCUAUACAGGGAGCAAACUACACUGAGAGAAAAGAGUCAUGAGAAGUGGAAGACAAUAUGCCCUCCCAAGGGUGAUUUUGACAGGACAGCCUUGACACAGUCACUUGUAAAUAAAUCCAGGGGUGAUUUGGAACAAGUACCUAAGAUUUUUAUGAAACCAGACUUUGCCUUGGAGGAUUCCUUAACGUUUAAUGCGGUUUUACCAUGGUCUCAUUUUAGUACUACCGGAGGAAAAGGGACAAGGGAUACAGCCUCUUCCAAACUGCUUCAAGAGAAGCUGAGCCACUACUUGGAUAUUAUUGAGGUGAACAUCGCCCACCAAAUCUCUCUGCGAUCUGAAGCAUUCUUCCAUGCUAUGACCUCCCAGCACGAGCUGCAGGACUACCUCAGGAAGACCUCCCAGGCCGUAAAAAUGCUGCGGGACAAAAUCUCACAGAUCGACAGAGUUAUGUGUGAAGGAUCCCUGCGAAUCCUACGGCAAGCACUGACCAGGAAUAACUGCAUUAAAGUGUACAAUAAGCUCAAAUUAAUGGCUACGGUGCAUCAAACUCAGCCUACUGUACAGCUACUGUUAUCCACUUCUGAAUACGUCGGGGCUCUGGACUUAAUAGCAACAACACAGGAGGUCUUGCAACAAGAACUGCAGGGCAUUCACAGUUUUCGGCACCUUGGGUCACAGCUCUGUGAACUGGAAAAAUUAAUUGAUAAAAUGAUUAUUGCGGAUUUCACGUCAUAUGCUUGCAAUGAGUUAAACAGGCCUUUAGAAGAAGACUGCCAUGUAAUGGAAGAGGAGAGACUCGUGUCCUUGGUCUUUGGCCUAUUGAAGCAGAGGAAGCUUAAUUUCUUCGAAAUCUAUGCAAAUGAAAUGAUGAUGACGGCAAAAAACGUAAUCAAACAGUGUGUGGUCAACACCUUAUCACAGAAUGAUGACAUUGAUUCUGAGAUUGUUACCAAGCUUGCCGAUCAGAUUCGGAUGUUGACUUUUUCCCAGUGGUUUGACCUGCUGAAGAACAUUUUUUUAAAGUUUACAGUUUUUCUUCAGAGAGUCAAGGCAACAUUAAAUGUCAUCCGUUGUGUUGUAUUAAUGGUCUUGGAUAAGAAUCAACGAAUCCGGGAACAGGAGGUAAUGGAAGCUCAGAAAAACUUGGCAAGAGAGAGGAAUAUAGAUCAUGAACUCGCUUACUUGACUCACGAAGGCUUGUUUAUAAGUGAUGCUUUCAGUGAAGGUGAACUUCCCCACGCUGCUUCCAACACUAACUUCCAUAGGAAUCCAUCACCCAGCGGUAUCGAACCCUCUGGCAUUGAUUCAGCGUCUGAUCCUGAAUGCACUACCGACUCUUCCUCCAGCAAAGAACACACACUGCCUUCAGUUACCCCAGGAGGAGUCGAGAUAAUAAUGAAUGAAGAUAUGAAGCUAACAGACCUAGAACUUGGGAAAGUUGCAAACAACAUACAGGAGCUUUUAUACAAUGCCUCUGACGUCUGCCAUGACAGAUGCGUCAAGUUUCUGCUUUCAAGAUCUAGGGAUGGUUCUCUUGAAAAGCUAAGCUCCAGCGAGUUUGUGUCCCUGUCUCGCUCGGUCGAAGCAUUCGUAAUGGACACCGAGAAGAUCUGUGGUAGAAGAAGCAUGUCGCUGCGAGGGGCCCUUCAAAGCCAAGCAAACAGAUUUGUUAACCGCUUCCACGAAGAGAGGAAAACAAAACUGAGUCUCCUAUUAGAUAAUGAGCGCUGGAAACAAGCUGAUGUCCCUGCAGAAUUUCAGGAUCUGGUGGAUUCUAUAACAGAUGGCAAAAUAAUUUUACCUGAAAAAAAGCCUGCAUGUACAGAAGAAAGGAAACCCACCGAUUUUCUUACGGUCGAUGGUCAGAAAUACGCUGUUGUUGGCACUGUCCUUAUCUUAAUCAGGAUCAUUUUGGAGUAUUGCAGCUGUGUAGAUGAUAUCCCCUCUGUUACAACUGAUAUGCUCACUCGUCUGACUGAGCUUCUGAAGUACUUCAAUUCACGGAGUUGUCAGUUAGUUUUGGGAGCUGGAGCGUUGCAAGUUGUUGGACUGAAGACGAUAACCACCAAAAACUUAGCUCUCUCCUCGCGUUGCUUACAGCUCAUAGUACAUUACAUUCCUAUGAUUAGAGCGCAUUUUGAAGCUCGUAUGCAGCCCAAGCAAUAUAUCAUGCUACGUCAAUUUGACCACAUCACUAAGGACUACAAUGACCACAUAGCAGAAAUUUCUGCAAAACUGGUUUCAAUAAUGGAUGGCUUGUUUGAUAAGCUUCUAUCAAAGUAUGAGGUUAAGGCCCCGGUCCCUUCCGUGUGCUUCAGGAAUAUCUGCAAGCAAAUGGCAAAAAUGCAUGAAGCUAUCCAUGAGAUUCUUCCUGAAGAGCAAACACAGGCACUAUUCCUCCGAAUUAACACAAGCUGCCGACUUCAUUUAAAGAGUCAGCUCUGCCACCUCAAUGUCACAAAUGAUGGAGGACCACAGCAUGGGUUGGUUGCAUCAGACAUUGCAUUUUACACAGAAAAUGUCCAGGCGUUAAAAGGUCUCAAAGGUCUGGAUUUAAGCAUGGGAGAAAUAUGGGAGCAGAAGAGGUGAUGUCUAACCAAAAGAAGACAACUGAAAGCCAGUAACUUUUAUACCACAGAACCGGAAGUCUUACAGGCCAGGGGCAGAAAAUCCAAAGACCAAGUCAGUGGCUGCAGAACGAACGUCGGAACCGGACUCUUCCUGGUUCUUGGGGACGGACGUUUAAGAUAUCCUGCGAUGGACGACCGGGCUGUACAACUACUUUGAUUUUCUUUGGAAAUAGGCUCAGGUUUCUUGGACCAAAUCCAAACCAACGCAUGGCUGUAACACAGCUUUUCCUUAAGUCUGAUGCUCUGUGUAUCUUUUUAUUAUAAAGGGACGAUGCUCUAUUCAGUUUCAAGAAAUGACUUUUCAGAUUUGCGUUGGCCAACUAUACUGAAGGUGCAGAUUGUGUACAUCGAAAAUCACCAACUUCAAAGGAUUUUUUUUCAACCAAAAUCGCUUGGUGCCUGUACAUCGUAUAACUGUAUGGCGUUAGUCUUAAAUAAGAAGGGUGAAGCUGUCAAUGCUUAGCUGUCUGCCGGUUCACAGCAAGUCACAAGUUCUUGCUAGGCUGACAGAAGAAGGUUAAGGGAAACAUCUUCUCAAGAUGACUUUGUUGUCCCUUGGCAGGGUCCUGAUAACUUGUCCCAUGAACUUGGAGGGAGGACUACUUCUGUACAGGUCACAUUGGGUGAUGUGUUUGGCUACCGCUGCUUAGAUUAGUUAAAUAGUUUGGGGACAAUGCUGUAAACUGCUGGUGUUUUCAAUCAGUAUUUUUGUAAAAUAUUUUUUAAAAUUAAGGUAUUUUUGCCUUUACUAUAUAUAUAUAUAGUGAGGUGAGAGUAUUUAUUUGCAGUAUCUGCUAAGGAGGUUGAUAUUUUCUGAUUGCGUUUUUUAAGUAGAUUCAACUGUUCUUUUUCUUAUUAAUAAUAAUUGUUACUUGUCGGAUUGUGGUGUUUAUAUUUAAUUUGAUUUCUUUUUUUGUUUUGCAGUUUUUAAUCCUUAAAUCUGUAACAUUCUAAAGUGCCUGUUUUAAUAGAUUAACUGAACCCAACGGCUCAUUCUGGUAUUUUUGAUAGAGAGUAACAGCGCUCCAGUAUUAAGUGCCUGUGUCAGUUUUCCUACAAAUGUAUUUUUGUUAUUUUGUGUCUACCCUUAAACCUUUUAUAUAUGUUU
Molecule: messenger RNA, 4227 nt
Organism: Spea bombifrons (plains spadefoot toad)
Lineage: Eukaryota; Metazoa; Chordata; Amphibia; Anura; Pelobatidae
Gene: VPS54
Product: VPS54 subunit of GARP complex
Exons: 23
Coding region: 127-3078 (983 amino acids)
Biological process (GO): retrograde transport, endosome to Golgi; Golgi to vacuole transport
Cellular component (GO): GARP complex
Molecular function (GO): syntaxin binding
Source: RefSeq, a predicted model, not a curated record